Sphenostylis stenocarpa is the source of this 720-nucleotide messenger RNA. The record is from the annotation of a GenBank genome assembly. NCBI's taxonomy places the organism in Eukaryota, Viridiplantae, Streptophyta, Magnoliopsida, Fabales, Fabaceae.
AUGGCCGAGUCACGACCUCGAAAUGGUGGCAGUGGUGAUGACAAUGGUGCAUCUGGAAGCAGACGCAGAGGCACUGUUUUGAGACGAGCCAUGGCAUCGCAAACACGAGAUGAAGCAAUGGUGGCAUCUACACCUGCAACGCCAUGUGGGGCUUGCAAGUUCUUGAGGAGGAAAUGCAUUGGGGGGUGCAUCUUUGCACCCCACUUUGGCACUGACCAAGGUGCGGCCAAGUUUGCAGCUGUGCACAAGGUGUUUGGGGCUAGCAAUGUGUCAAAGCUCUUGUCCAACAUUCCGGCGAACCGCCGCAAUGAAGCGGCGACGACCAUUUCCUAUGAGGCUCAGGCGAGGCUGUCUGAUCCGGUCUAUGGUUGUGUCUCCACCAUCCUUGCUCUGCAACAACAGGUGGCAUCUUCUGAAGCAGAGCUAGCUAUGUUGCAAACUCAGCUGAUGAAUAGUAGGUUUGCUUAUGCAAGUGCACUUCAGACCACACAACUACAGCAACCAGCAGCACUACAACCAGCAUAUUCCAACAACUCAUGUGCUUCCACCAACCUUAUGAACAUGAGAAGCUACAACAAUAACCCUGCUGGCUUUGACCUUGCAAUGGACACAGCACCCUCAUCAAACACUUUGGAGCCUCUUCAACUCACAAGGCUGUCCACAUAUGAGGAAGAGGAUGAAGAAGAAAGCAGGACUCGGCAAGCCUUCAAACACCAUUGA